AUGCGUCGGUCUGUAUUGUUAUGUGCACGAGCAACGCCGCUCUCUCGCCAUGCUUUGACAUUGGCGCUGCACGACACCCCAGGGUGGCACACUGACAACAACAACGACAACAUGAUCUGCCGUGACUUUGCGUUCCAUGAUUUCAGGCAGGCGAUGACUUUCAUGAAUGCCGCUGCUGCUGAGUGCGAAGCGAUGGGGCAUCACCCGUGCUGGACCAACACAUACAACAAGCUCCAUGUGGAGCUUACAACACACGACGCCGGUAACCGCGUGACGCAGAAGGACAUUGAUUUGGCGCGGCGAAUGAACGAAGUCUUCAGAGGAAUUAUUGAUCGCUAG
Molecule: messenger RNA, 339 nt
Organism: Trypanosoma grayi
Lineage: Eukaryota; Euglenozoa; Kinetoplastea; Trypanosomatida; Trypanosomatidae
Product: pterin-4-alpha-carbinolamine dehydratase
Exons: 1
Coding region: 1-339 (112 amino acids)
Biological process (GO): tetrahydrobiopterin biosynthetic process
Molecular function (GO): 4-alpha-hydroxytetrahydrobiopterin dehydratase activity
Source: RefSeq, a predicted model, not a curated record